This is a messenger RNA of Otolemur garnettii (small-eared galago), 457 nucleotides long. Its product is annotated as nuclear receptor coactivator 2-like. Gene Ontology annotation, biological process: positive regulation of transcription by RNA polymerase II; cellular response to hormone stimulus. Lineage: Eukaryota; Metazoa; Chordata; Mammalia; Primates; Galagidae. The transcript is spliced from 2 exons. The record is from RefSeq and is a predicted model, not a curated record. Gene Ontology annotation, cellular component: nucleus. The coding region runs from base 74 to 394 and encodes 106 amino acids. Gene Ontology annotation, molecular function: nuclear receptor binding.
GUUUCCAAAUAUAGAUUUGAGAGAGACAGAGAAAGAAUUUUACAUCCUGAAUUAUUACUUGUAACUCUUUAGCAUGCUGGAAGGAAACUAUGAGGCUGUGGUCCUUCAUGAAGUUUAUCAGUUACUAAGUCUCGUCCUCCUCCCAGCCUCCAUGUCUUUUUCUAAACAUGCCUUCUGUCCUUGCUUGCCCGCAGUUCUGAGACAAGGCCUGGCGUUCAGUCAGAUCUACCGCUUUUCCUUGUCCGACGGCACUCUCGUUGCUGCGCAGACAAAGAGCAAACUCAUCCGCUCCCCGACGACUAAUGAGCCUCAGCUUGUAAUUUCUUUACAUAUGCUUCACAGGAAAAGGUGUAAGUGGAACACUGACUUCAAACAGAGCAGACUCUCCACGUAAUAGAAAAGACAAAUCUUCAUAGUGGAUUAUAAACUGAUUAACGUCCCCAAAGAAAUCUGCUUU